Messenger RNA from Lotus japonicus, 811 nucleotides. Its product is annotated as outer envelope pore protein 21, chloroplastic-like. NCBI's taxonomy places the organism in Eukaryota, Viridiplantae, Streptophyta, Magnoliopsida, Fabales, Fabaceae. Gene Ontology annotation, molecular function: voltage-gated monoatomic anion channel activity. The transcript has 5 exons. Bases 69 to 572 code for a protein of 167 amino acids. The record is from RefSeq and is a predicted model, not a curated record. Gene Ontology annotation, biological process: regulation of monoatomic anion transport.
UUAUGUAAUAAUUAAAGUGGGAAGUAAGGAUAAUUGAGGAGUAUCCAAGCUUCUUACGAGUAAGAAAAAUGGAAACAUCUCUUCGAUAUGCCGGAGAUUCCAAAGCUCUAAGAAUCCAUGCCAAGGAGAAACUCCGAAUCGACACCAACACCUUCUUCCAGGUGCAAGGAGAGCUCGAUACGAGAUAUGGACAACCGAAUUCUCUUCGUGCCCUAAUCAGACAUUUCUACCCAAAUUUAUCUGCAACCCUUGGCGUUGGAAUGAGAUAUGAUAAACAUGAAAAGUUACGCUACACUGUAGUUGCUAAGAAGACAUUUCCUGUCACAAUCAAUGGACUUGUCAACUUUAAGAUUAAGGGAGGCUGUGAUGUUGACAAAGAGUUUAAAGAGAGGAAGUCUAGAGGAGCAGCUGAGUUUUCAUGGAGUGUGUUCAAUUUUCAGAAGGACCAAGAUGUUAGACUUAGAGUCGGCUACGAAAUAUUUGAUCAGGUUCCUUAUCUGCAGAUUAGAGAGAACAAUUGGACUUUUAAUGCAGAUUACAAAGGUAGAUGGAAUGUGAGAUAUGACUUGUGAGAUGAGCAUAAAGCUUCGACAAGUUCUGUUCGUCAUUUUUCUGUAGACGUGUUCUGACUCUGUUUCCCAUCUCAGCAUUUAGCCCCAAUCAAAAAAAAGGCCCAUUCAUAAUUUAUAUAUUUGGUUUUGCAUUAGGAACUAAAGCGAUGUGCAAUACAGAUUAAACAUUGAAUUUGCAUAUGAUUUAUUAUUUAUUUACUAUUUGUAUUAAAGUUCUUCAAGGGAGAUUUGGGAUGUCA